This is a messenger RNA of Plasmodium cynomolgi strain B, 1188 nucleotides long. RefSeq lists its product as hypothetical. The transcript has a single exon. The record is from RefSeq and is a predicted model, not a curated record. The coding region runs from base 1 to 1188 and encodes 395 amino acids. Lineage: Eukaryota; Apicomplexa; Aconoidasida; Haemosporida; Plasmodiidae.
AUGCAAAAAAAUUGCAUUAUGUAUACUUAUCGCGUAUACAAUUGUUUAUUUGACCUAAAUAAAGAUGACUUGGAUAACUUAAAAAAAAAGAUAGAAGAGAAAUAUUUAUAUGAUUAUUUUAGUAAUUAUAAUAGUAUUAAGACUUAUGAAACUUGUGAACAUGUAAAAUUAGACAAAUAUAAAAAAUAUUUAACUGAAAUUUGUACAUUUUAUGAUGAGCAUAAAAAAAAAUACGAAUGUUGCAAUGGUUCAUGGUUACAUGAUUGCUUCAAUUAUUUUAAAUGUGAUGACAAUUUAAAUCCCCAUAAACUAUUAUAUAAAUUAAACAAUGGGGGUACAGGAAGCUGUGAUAAGUUAGAAAAGGAAAAGAAACCUUCAUCAUCUGGUAAUUCUGUUACUUCUCAGGGUGAAGAAUCAAAUAUUAUGAACACAUUUUACACAGGACCAUGUAAGCAUAUUGGUGAUGGAAGAUUAAUGUGUAGUUUACGUCAAGCAUCGCAUAUAUCUCCAAAAUUUCCCUUCAAACCUCUUAAAUAUAAUACGGAUGAAAAAUAUGCUCAAAAUAAGAUGAACUUUCCCACCUAUGCAAAUCCGUCCGGUGUCAUAGUUCAAUAUCAAGAGAAUCAUUCAACAUUAGAAUCUAAUGAUAGAAAUUCCAAUGAUUUGAGCCCAAAGAAAAUUGAACACGUAAAAACUGAAAACACAAAAAACGAAAGUACGGACCCCUUGAAUCCUGUAUCUUCGGAAACACAGAAAAAACCUUCACAAACUGUAGAAGUCAUAGGAGGAUUCAAAUGGAAAUUCGGUAAUGGAACCCUAUCUUGUCCUCCAAAAAAUUCAAACGAAGAUAAAUACAAUUUAUGCAGAUACAUUAGAAAUUUAAAAGAAACACAUAAUAUUAUAAAGAAUUUAAACAUGGGGAGUGUAGAUCCAUUAAAUAACAAUUUUUCACAAGUAAAAAACUUAAUCAACUUUAAUCUAAUUGAAAAAACUAAUCAAAGAGGUAUAACUAUGGGUUCAAACUCAGAUUCUACAACAAAUAUAAUUAGUAACAUGGAUUAUCCUGGUAAUAGAGUACAUGAAGAACAUGUGUUAAACAGCAAUUAUAUCCGCGUUUCUAUGGUAGCAGCUUUAAUAUUAGGAAUAAUUUUUCUUUUUUUCAUUUAUUAUAAAGUAAAUGAAAAUUAA